Messenger RNA from Dendronephthya gigantea, 1521 nucleotides. RefSeq lists its product as uncharacterized. Lineage: Eukaryota; Metazoa; Cnidaria; Anthozoa; Malacalcyonacea; Nephtheidae. The record is from RefSeq and is a predicted model, not a curated record. The transcript is spliced from 5 exons. The coding region runs from base 232 to 1290 and encodes 352 amino acids.
GACGCCGUGAUGGUAGUGGCGGUUUUCAAAUCUGAUUACAAUUUCUGUGCUGUAACGUGUCAGAAGUUGUAACGUGUCAGAAGUUGGUUCGUGAUACUGUCCCAUAUCGGACGUCUUUAUUCAUUCCACACACAAGCACAUUUCCGAAUCUCGGCAGCACGUUGUCAUAGUCAUGGUCAGAGUGGGUUUCAAUUGUCCUGGCAGCUUGAUCUGAUUGUUUAUGGAUACGAUAUGUCUGCAGAGAAAGAUGAAAUCUUAACUGGACGUGGAGGUGAUUUAGUGUGCUGGAAUAAAUUGGUUGGAUCUAUGAACGCCGUUUGUAAACUCACAAUAACAGAUAAAUCUGACAGCAUAAACAUAGCCAAAGCCCCCAUUGAAAGCACAGGAAGUGGAUCCCUUGUACAAGUGAGACUUGGUGAAGAAACGAUCAUUGCAGUUCUUACCAAUCAUCAUGUGAUAAAGAAUGAAGGAAUGGCAGUAAAAACAUUAGCUACAUUCAAUUAUGAUGGCCAAAGUGAACCAAUACACGUUAAUUUGUGUCCUGAUAUUUUCUUCAGAACGAGUGAGAAUUACGAUUAUGCAUUGGUCGGUCUAGAAUCGGAAGGCAUUUAUUCAUUGUACACAAGACUACCGGGCAUUUGUCCUCUUCAACUUCACCGUAUCCCAGAACGCGACGUACAUCAAAUAAAAAACGUCCAAAUUGCACAGCAUCCUCAUGGAAGGUCAAAACGUUUUAGUGUCGGUAGAGUCUGCGAAGUCCAGGAUAAGUUCAUUCUUUAUGAUGCAGAUACCACAGCGGGUUCUUCUGGGUCACCUGUGUUCUUUGUCAGUGACGAAGAUUGUUACGUCCUCGCCUUGCACAAGUCAGGUGGUGUGAUGACGUCAGAGCGUCGUGAAGCAGUGAAUAAAGGGAUGUUCAUAAAUAUUAUUUUGGAUCAUCUCAGUGGUGGCCCUGUCAAGCUUCUACAACCAACAAAAGAUAAAAUUAGACUUUCUCAAUCAAAACCAACUAGCUUUUCUCCGCAAGAAGCAGUUCGGAUUGGUAGCAGAAUCCCAGAUAAGUGGGAAAAGAUUGCUCUAGCAACUGGGAAAUUCAAUGAUAAAGAAACGACCAUUAUUAGGCUUAAUCACAGCAACCAUGAUAGCGCAAUGCAAGCAACUGUGAUGAUAAAUUAUUAUCAGAGAAGACAAGGCACAAGAGAGGAGUUCGUCUCGGCCUUGAAAGAGUUCGGAGAAUAUGAGUUGGCCGAAAAAGUCGAAUCAAAGUAUUUUCAAACAAUGAAAUCGUGAAGUUGAUAUAUAUAUCAUUGUGUAAUCGGUUGCAGUUAAAAUUUCGGGCAGAGUUGAUUUACGCGUUUUUCAAACUACGGGUUUACUUAAAGAAAAGACAACGAAUCUGUUUAUCAAUACAGGGUUGUGUGCAUUUUGAGAAUAAUUUGAAAUGAAGUAGAAAUAUUACCAUAAAUUGUUGUCUUGUUUUAUAUUUAAGUUAUUUCUUUAUUUCUUGAGUCUACAAGAUGU